Arachis duranensis is the source of this 1774-nucleotide messenger RNA. RefSeq names its product transcription factor PIF3. Gene Ontology annotation, molecular function: DNA-binding transcription factor activity; protein dimerization activity. The transcript has 8 exons. The coding region runs from base 977 to 1399 and encodes 140 amino acids. The record is from RefSeq and is a predicted model, not a curated record. Lineage: Eukaryota; Viridiplantae; Streptophyta; Magnoliopsida; Fabales; Fabaceae. Gene Ontology annotation, biological process: regulation of DNA-templated transcription.
GGCACUAAUUUUAUGGCAGGUCAAAAAAACUGCCAUUAUGUUUGUUAAUUACGGCAACACCAACUCAUGCCAUAAUGCUAAUGGUUUUUGUGGCAGCUUUGUUGAUUGUGGCGUUUCAAACCGCCAUAUAAUUUUUUUCCCUUCUUUAACUCGAGCGAUGUUGCAUGUGAGAGUGUAAUUAGUAUUGUUGCAUAUGAGAAAAUGAGGAUGAGUGUCAAUGACGAACCCUAAUUUCUUGCCAUUAUUCAUCUUCCUGAUUUGUCAUUCAACUCCUCACUAUCGCUCAUCCCUUUGUUGCAGCUCAUCUCCUCGCUGCUGCAAGCAACGCCGUUGUUGCUGCCUUCAGUGAGCUUCUACGAUUUGGCUUUGAUCUAAAGAUUUGUCAGCGUUCGUCUCAUCACCAUCGUUCAUCUCCUCGCCAUUGCAAGAAACACCGUUGUCGCCUUCAGUGAGCUUCAACGAUUUGGCUUCGAUAUGAAGAUUUGUGGCCGCUCAUCUCAUCGCCAUCAUUCAUCUCUGCACCAUCGCAAGCAACACCGUUGUCGCUGCCUUCUAUGAUCUGAUUUUCAAUCUGGCUCACCUCCUCACCUCGGCAAGCAACGCCGUUGUUGCUGCCUUCAACAAGCUUCUACAAUUUGGUUUCACCAUCUCUAUCACUUCUAAUAGUACAACACAACACUUUACUUUCUCUUCAAACAAGUCACGACAUUGUGGAGGAACUGAUUGGGUUUGGAGCAAGAGUGCAUGCGUGUGCAAGGAACGAAGCUGAGCUCACUAAGUCUCUCAUCUAAUGAAAUGAUUCUGGUUUUGAGGUUACUGACUCUGUUUGCAAUGUCUUUGUUCCUCAUCAGAGGGAGAAGCUGAUAGACUCUGUGUUCUGAAUUUCAAGGGAAACUCAACAUCCUUGCACAUAUGGCACUCCAUGACAUAGAUGCUGCAGUUGAAAGCUUUAAAAAUGCAUUGGUCUUAGAGCCAAAUGAUGGAUAUUGAGGAAGAAUCAGUGGGUGUUAAAAAGGCAUGUCCAACACGAGGUGUUAAGAGAAGUCGUUCAGCCGAAGUACAUAAUCUAUCUGAAAGGAGGCGAAGAGACAGGAUCAAUGAGAAGAUGCGUGCAUUGCAAGAUCUCAUACCAAACUGCAAUAAGGUUCGCUUGUUUAUACUUUCAAACCUUGAGCCAUAUUUGCUUCUCCUUGAGCCGAAAAUGCAACCAGAGAAACAGAGAAAUGAAACAAAGAGGCAGGAAGCAUGGCAAGUAUAUGGGGCCUUGUUGUGUGCUGUUGGGCAAUGUAUGCAUGAAAAGGCCAAAAUCUUCAACAAUUUGCUCUCUCCUCCAACACGUGCUUCUUCUAGAUCCAAAGCCAUGAUUGCUAUGUCAACCGGCUUGAUAGAAAUUCCCUGAUAGGAGAGGUUCCUACAAAUCUUUGUAAGAGAUGAGUUUGGAUAAUGAAAAUAGAGUGUUGGAGCAAGAAACAAAGAUGUUGGAGCAAGUUCCCGGGAUGAAAUUCACACAAGAGACCAAGAAAAUAAGGCAGCUUGUUUUAAAGUUAAUUACAAAAGGAGGAAACUUUUGACCUCCAAAUCUUAUUCAUCAUCACUUAGCUAAGCUACUUGUCUUGUAUAUUCAUAUUCUAAGUAGUAAAAACAGCACUUAUUAGAUGGUUUAAAUACAUUAUUAGAUAUUAAUAUAGUUUAGGGAACUGGAUGGUAGAUUUGACUGAAUAGUGUUUAUUGUAAUGCUUGUAUUUUGGUAAGUUUAGUAAGACAAGGUUUUGUA